CAGCAGGCAGCGUUGACACCAGCAGGUCAUCUCACCCGAUGAACACAAAGCCGCUCGGGACUGAUCAUGACACAGCAGGAGCAGCAGGAGUUCACGGAGAGCCUGGAAGUGGCCCUCUCCUGGAUGCGGGCCAUCCAGGAGAGGCUGAAGGCCAAUGACAACACCCAAGGGCCCCGUGAUGCCCUGGAGGCCCGACUCAGGGAGACAGAGAAAAUCCAUCAGUCGGAGCACGAAGGUCGUGUGAAGAUGGACAUGGUGCUGGUGGCAGCCGAGAACCUCCUGCAGAGCGGAGACGAGGAGCUGAGGAACCACACCCACGCUAAGCUGAAAGAUCUGAAGAGCCUGUGGGAGGAGACCUGCACCUACAUCAUCCACUGUCACAGUCGUAUCGAGUGGGUGUGGCUCCACUGGAGCGAGUACCUGAAGGCCUACGAGGAGUUCGAGCUGUGGCUGAUCAGGCAGCAGCGCAGCCUGGACGUUGGGGUGGAGCUGCAGCUGGACGUGAAGGAGAAACUUUGGCAGGUGGACCAGCAGAGGGUGACGGUGAGCGACAUCCACGGGCAGGCGGCGCUGCUGGAGAGGCUGCUGGACGAGGCUGCCGCGCUGCACAACAGAACCCAGGACGCCAGCGUGGAGCCUCAGGCCCAGGAGAGGCUGCAGGAGGCCUACAACGACGUCAGGGACAGAGCUGAGGAGCGUCUGUCGCUCCUUCAGAAGAUCGCUGAGGAGCACCAGACGUACCAAGGCUGUGUUCAGAGGUUCCAGUCCUGGCUGCUGUCAAAGACCAAGGAGCUAACUGAUCUGAUGGAGAGGGAGGAAACGGCUGAGAACAAACUCAGAGCCUUACAAGCUCUGGACGACAGCGUGGCCGGCGAGGAGAAGACCCUUCAGCACAUUGAGGGUGUGGCGGAGGCGGUGAGGGGCAGCACCUCUCCUGGGGGGGCCGACGUGGUGGUGGAAGAGGCAGAAGAGCUGAGGCUGGGCUGGCAGAGGCUGAGGCAGGGCCUGUGCGAGGCCGAGGAGGGUCUGCGCUCCAGCCUGGACUCCCACAGUCAGUACAUGACCCGGUGCCAGCGGCUAGGAGAUAACAUCGGGCGCCUCAGGGUGCUGCUGCAGGGGCUCGACCAGGAGCUGGUGGAGGGCCGCGAGGCCGGGGACUGCACCGACCGCACCGAGGAGCAGAUGGUGGGCCAGUGGAGGAAAUACACGGGUGUGAGGAAUACUCUGGCAGGGGAGGAGUCCCAGGUGGAACUCCUCAAGACUCAGCUUAAGGAUCUCUUCAGGUUCUCAGUGGACUCACGACACCUUUCUGAUGACGUCCUGGCUGUGGUCAAAGAGCAUCAAAGUGUGAAAUCCAGAGCGACCAGGCUGUGUUCAGAGUCGGAGUCCGGCCUGAGGAACAUCCUCCAGGACCCGCUGCUGGUCUACGCCCAGUGGAGCCACAUGGUCUCACAGGUGCUGGAGGCUUCUGCCGAGGUGACCGACUUCUCCCACAUCGCCAUGCUGGUCCAGAACAUAGAGCGUCUGCUGAGGGACAGCGUCCAGCUGCAGGAGCGUUUCAGCUUGCUGCAGGUGAAGGGAGAACUGCUAGACUCUGUGUUUGGUCCUGAGAGGUCUGACGGUCUGCAGGGGGAACUGAGCACUGCCAUCAAGAACAGAGAGCUGCUGCACACCCAGCUGCUGCAGAGGAAGAGCAGGCUACAGGGCUUAAUAUCAAGAACCAAGGACUUUGGUGACGCCUUCGAGCUGAUUCGCUCUAAACUGGCCCACCUCCGAGACCGAGUGUUGGCGGCAGAUGGUCUCCAGCCUGACAUCCUGGCCAAGAAGAGUCAGUCCGACCAGUUCAGGGUGAUCCAGAAGGACCUGGAGGACUGUGAAGCCCACAUCACAGCCCUGGAGACCCUGGUCUCCUCCAGUCAGAGCAACAGGACUCAGUUUGAUAGACUCUAUGCCGACUGGAGACAUCUGCACAAGGCAGUCAGGGUGAAGGUGGAUGAGAGCGAGGACAACAUCGCAGAUCACGAGAGCUUCCACGACAGCCUGCUGAACGUAGAGAAGUGGCUGAUGAUCAUGAAGCAGAAGCUGGAGUCCUUCCACAGCUCGUCAGGAGAGUGGAGCGUCGAGGGCCGCCAGCACGAAGCUCAGAGAGCUCUGGGAGAGUUCCCAGAGAAGGAGCUCCAGCUGCAGCAGAUGGAGGUCCAGGGUCAGGGGGUUCUGGAGAGGACUUCAGAGGAGGGACAGAUCCACAUCGUGCGAGACAUGAAACGGCUUCGAGAGUCCUGGUUGGCCCUCUACAACAUGAGUCUGAAUCUCCACAGGCUGCUGAACAGCUCUGAGGAGCAGACAGGGUCUGACUCAUGGAGAGUUGGAGGCACAUCCCUAACAGCAGAGCUCAGUGUGGGGGAGGAGGACGGUCAGGCCGGAGGCUCCAGGAGCCAGAGAGGCCAACGACGCGACCAGCCAGCAGAGGUGUAUGGAGCUGCUUCUGGUUCUGGGCCUGGACGAGGAGGAGGAGGAGGAGGAGGAGGAGGCCUGGAGGGAGAGGCAGGAGAAGGGGUGCUGACGGGGCAGGGAGGGUGGAUCCAGGGCCGUGCUGAAGGUCACCUCCUUCUGUCUGGACAAGUCGAUGAACAUCUGAGUCUGUCGAUAAUGGACAAGGACAGUGGGCACUCCUUCAGAGGAGAUGAGGUAGAUUCCUCUGUUCGCAGCAGAGCAAGCCAGGGAAGAAGCCCUGACAGCCAUAAAUCAGCAGGGGGGGACAGAGGGGGGGCAGCAUUAACCACCAUGGUCAGCUGCAUCGAGGAGGCGAGAACCAGUCCUGGAGAAGGCAGUGUGGAGGCCGGGGACGGUCGGAGCCCAGGAGGAGGAGCGUUCAUGCUGUUCAGACGAGAUCCAGCAAAUCAGACAUCAGUAACAUCGACUCCACACACAACGGGGGGCACGGGACUCUACAGAUCCAGGAGGAGGGAGUUCGAGGCCUGGCUGUGCAAGGAGAACGAGCUCCUCUCAGGGAUCCUCGGCACGAAGGGGGCGGCGCUCAGUGCCAAAGAGGUCCAGAUCCGACAGGACACACUCACAGCUCUGAGGGCAGAAGUGGCCUGGGGUCAGGAGCAGUUCCAGCUGUUGCUCCAGGAGAGUCCGUGCAGUGGAGCUGGUUCUGGGUCAGCAGAGGAUUCGGACCUGGAGGAGCUCCGCUACCGCUGGAUGCUCUACAAGUCCAAACUAAAGGAUGUGGGAGAGGUCAGGGCCAGGACCAGGGCUAAGAGAGUCCAAGUCAAACCAGAGGAGCCGCCUGACGCAGCAAAGGUACAAAAGAGGCCCGGGCUGAUGCAGCGGGUGUGUCGGCUGGCUCUUCCUCUGUGGCUCCUCUUCCUCGCUCUGCUGCUGCUGGCGUUCCUGCUGCCGCUCAUGGACGAAGGCAACAGCUGCUCCCUCUCCAACAACUUCGCCCGAUCCUUCAACAUCAUGCUCCGCUACGAAGGACCUCCCCCCACAUAAGAACCCUCCUCCGACGGCACAAGAUACAGUAACACUUGCUCUCACUCCUGUAAAGGACCAUGGCUUACGUAGGACAUGUUAGCUGUACUACUUGAGAUCCCACAAUCCCCUAACCCUCGAUCAUCAUGCAUGACUGUACAUCAUCACAGCUCGAACCCUGUGUUCCUUCUGCAGCAAAUCAUUUCAAAUACUAAUCUAACUACUUCUAUUCCAGACCUUUUUUAUGUUUCCUCCUUUGAUAUUGUCUUCAUUAGGUUGGAAACCACUACCUAAAGUAGCACACACAUCUGCAAACAUCAAAUCCAACCGUCUAUGCACGCUGCAUACCAGACUACCAACCACAAAGGAACAAGAUUACAAUUGGACUACAUAUCCCAUGCUCAUUUUAAGACUUUCCAAAUACUGCAACAUAUGACUGUAGAAGAUUUAUCAUCCGUAAGCCUAAGUCAUUUUCUGUCGUCUUUCAAUGCCAUGACUUCCUGUCCAGUUUAAACGUGGUCGUCAGCUUUAACUUCUGUUCAUCUGAACCUUAAUUUAAAAAUCACCUGAAGACUCCAAAUCCCAUCAACCCCUCCUGCCUGCCUGUCACUUCAACAAGAAACAAGAACAUUUUCUCAUUUU
This is a messenger RNA of Seriola dumerili (greater amberjack), 4119 nucleotides long. It is a transcript of the gene syne3, whose product is annotated as spectrin repeat containing nuclear envelope family member 3. Gene Ontology annotation, biological process: nuclear migration. Gene Ontology annotation, cellular component: meiotic nuclear membrane microtubule tethering complex; cytoplasm; nuclear outer membrane. The transcript is spliced from 18 exons. Gene Ontology annotation, molecular function: actin filament binding. Bases 67 to 3498 code for a protein of 1143 amino acids. The record is from RefSeq and is a predicted model, not a curated record. NCBI's taxonomy places the organism in Eukaryota, Metazoa, Chordata, Actinopteri, Carangiformes, Carangidae.